This is a messenger RNA of Mesorhabditis spiculigera, 3750 nucleotides long. The record is from the annotation of a GenBank genome assembly. Lineage: Eukaryota; Metazoa; Nematoda; Chromadorea; Rhabditida; Rhabditidae.
AUGAACGGAGGCCGCUUUGACUUUGACGACGGAGGCUCCUAUUGUGGCGGAUGGGAGGAGGGAAAGGCGCACGGCCACGGCGUCUGCACGGGUCCCCAGGGCAAAGGCGAGUACGCGGGCGCAUGGCACUACGGCUUUGAGGUGUCCGGCGUCUACACAUGGCCAUCUGGCAACACCUACCAGGGCCAAUGGCAGAACGGGAAACGCCACGGACUCGGCAUCGAGGCACGCGGAAGAUGGGUCUACCGCGGAGAGUGGACACAGGGGCUGAAAGGCCGCUAUGGUGUCCGCCACUCGACGACGAAUCAAGCGAAAUACCAGGGCACAUGGAGCGCCGGAUUCCACGAUGGCUAUGGCACUGAAGUGUACGCCGAUCAGGGCUCAUACCAGGGCCAAUGGCUUCGCGGGAUGCGCCACGGCUACGGCAUGCGCAAAAGUGCCCCCUACACCGUCGCCGCAAAGUUUCGCAACAAAUCACAGACGAACGCCUCCCUAACGAGUUUACGAAGCGGCCGCGGCGAGGAGCAGGAAAAUAAGGAACGGGUAGAUGGCCGAGGCGGUUUCGUGCUCAAGGCGAACAGCUCGGCGCCGGCACGCCGGAGACGCUCUCUCUCUGAGCGAUCCCUGGCCGUGAAACGAACGAUUCUUUCCGGGCUUCGGAUACAAAAGCAGCACAGCACCGGAGAUAUCCAUCAGCGUGUCACCUCGAUGACCGGUUCGUUGCGUUCGAGUGGGAGCACGAUGAGCUGCACCUCCGAAGAUUCGCUUCAUCGAGGGCGCGGCGAUUUUGCGGCGCAGGAGCUGGACGUGAAGCCGGCCGAGCGGGACGCGUCGCGGCUUCGGCCCGGCGAUGCUCCAUAUAUCGGCUAUGAUGAUCAUGUGGUGCCCGAAGAGCCAAAGUCCCGCAAAGAUCGCGCGAAACACGCAUUCAGAACCCAGAAGAUACGACGGGACCAGAAGUACAGAUCAAUGUACCAUGAUGAGGCUCUGGUAGUCGAGGAUGUGGAAAAACGAUCGAGAUCCCGACCCGAUUUGAGCCUUGAGGCACAGAUCGAUUACGGGGGUCAUCGAAAAUGUGCGCGGCAUCCGAAGGGGCCCGUCUCCAAGCAGGACCCCUCCGAAUUCCUGAGCCGAUCGCGAAUCGUGCAGGGUGUCGUCGGGGAGGGAAGUCAGUGGGAGUUGAAAACGGCCGGCUACAGACUACAUGAUGGGGAUGAGGAGUGGUCGAGGACGAUGCCGGUCAACCGGAUGCAGGUCGGGGAGAAGCUCGCUCAUCCCGAAGACCCGCAAUUCCGGACGAGAACCCUCCCCAGAAGCCAUCGGAGCAGGGAGAUUGAUUUUGGGCCGGUGGACGCGCCUGAGAUCCAGCAGGGGCGCAAAAGAAGCGGCGCGAUAAUUGCUGAUGACCGCCAGAAAAUUCAUAAAACUAGUUUGAUGGUUGUUGCUGCAGCUGACCUAGCAGUUUUAGCAGAACCUGUUGAAGUUCUCGGCGCACAGAAAGCAGCGGAUCAUCAUGUUGUCCUUCGGAAAUCGAUGACAAAGCCCUCUGUGGAAAAACCCGAACCUCUAGUCGAGCCUUUACUCAGCCCAGAAACAAAGCGCAAAGUCAAGCGGCUAUCCCGCGACUUUGAAGACGGAGGCGAAUAUUUUAAAGUCAUACCGGAAAUCGUUGGCAACAUUCCAAUAAGCGAAGAAAGAUCUAACGGGAAUUCGGAAGAAACUCUUGAUCCGGAACCCCGGGUCCCCGAAUUGCCAGAAUAUUGCAGAUGGACCGGGACGCCGGCCAGGAGAAAUUGGGCUGAACGCCGGGAUUUGUGCCAAUCUGUACUUGUCGAACAAGUGGAAACAGUACCGAAUCGGAGGAUAGUCACGGAAUGCGGGCCCCCAAGAGGGGUCGAAGGGCACAAACAUGCUUGUGCAGCCUGUAGAAAACGGGCGGCGAGUAGGGAUCGGAGGGAGCCGAAGAGGAUUCAUCGAUGUGAUAGGGAUGAGGAGAUUGGAAAGACGGGACUCGUUUGCUUGUCUAUUGCUGAAGAAAACAUUGAUGAAAAUGCCAUCGAAACCUACUGCGGAGAAUGGAAAAAUGAUGCUCGAUCGGGAUUCGGCGUCUGUGAAAGGACCGACGGCCUAAAAUAUCAUGGCGAAUGGUCGAACAACGCGAAAAACGGCUAUGGCGUCACAACGUUUCGGGAUGGAACGAAAGAAGAGGGCAAAUACAAGAACAACGUGCUGGUGGUGUCCACGAGACGGCGCGGCAUGCUGUUUGUACGGUCUUCGAAAAUCCGAGAACGUGUAGAGGCCAGCGUUGAGGCGGCGAAUCGGGCGGCGAGUAUUGCACAGCAAAAGGCCGACAUCGCAGCGUCGAGGACGAGUACCGCAAAGGAACGAGCCGAGCAGGCUACGCUGAUGGCCCAGCAGGCUCAAGAAGACUCGAACGUCGCCCGAAUCCACGCCAAGCAGUUCGACCCGUCGUUCAAGCAGCCGGGCACGGAUAUCAUGCGACGGCAACUCCUCGAAUCUUCACAUGCCGCCCAGGAAUCGUUCGACGCUAUCGAGCACCCGUCACGGAGCUACUCGCGAGCACAAUCACAGCAGCCCUCCUUCGAGCAACAGCCCUCCUUCGACAUGGGCGAGCCGUCCGGCCACGGAAUGCCCUACGCAAACCACGUCGGCUACGCCCAACAAAAUCAUCUACCCCCCGGCGCCACCACCAUCCACCCCGAUGUUCACGUCAAUUUUGCGGACACGCCGACGAUCGAGCUGAUCCCCCCGCAGACGCCCAUCCAAGGCCAAAUGCCCCACGACCUCAUCUACAGACACCAUAAUCAGCAGCAGUUGUACUACAGCCCAAUGCCCGGACAGCCGAUGGGUGCCCCGCCGCCGCAGAUGAACUACCAACAGCAGCACGUCAUGCAGCAUCAGCACCCGGGAAUGAUGGCACAACAUGCCAUGCACCCAAGCACCAGCAUGAUGCAGGGCGGCUACGGUGCCUAUCAACAGCCCAUGCAACCAGGACAGCACCCCCAACAACAGCAACAGCAGCCCCAGCAACACCAACAGGUUCAACAGCCUGGCAUGCAAGCCGCCGCCCUGGCCACGUCGCCAAACAUGCCGCACGCCGAAGACACGCCGACACAGCCGCACGAUCCGGGCGAAAGUGGCCCGUCCGAGUCUCAGCCGCCCUCGCAGAAGCCGUCGGCACUCGGCAGUUUAUUCGCCUCAUCGCAGCAGGGCAGCUCAAAGUCCGGGUCCAGAUUCUCCCUCUCGGACGAUCACUACGAUCAAUAUGUCAUGGCCGGAAAUCCGCAACAAUCCAAGAUACGCCGCAAUCGCCCGUCACUCACCCGCCAGACCGACCACAUCAACGAGAAUAAUCCAAAUUUCCUGAACCGACGCUCGACAUUGGCCUCCUCGCGAGACCGUGCCGCACCAUCAGCCGAGACACGCGACGCGGAAACGGACGAGAACAUGGGAUCAUUGCCAAAUUUGGCGGCCCUUGAACAAACGGGACUCCGGUUGAGAAGAGAAGACGCCGCCCGAUUGGCACACCAACGACGGCAAGAAGUGUUGCGGGAAGAAGAGGAACGAGUACUUCUACGUGCAAACCCGCUUCGCUAUCUCGUACAUCCGGCCUUUCGGGCAUGGCUGCUGCGCUUCAAAGUGCCUCUAUUGCUGGCGGUGGCCAAUCUCUCGCUGCUGCUCCUCUUCUACCAGGUGCUCACCUACGAGAAGAAGAAGUCCCCGAAAUCG